AUGGCCCAAGUCGCGGGUGACAAAGUCAUGACCGAAGUGUCGGCGGCGGCGACGCCUCCAGGCAGCAGCGGGGGCGACAACCGGCCGCGCCCCCGCACGUCCUUGAGCCGGCAGAGCGUGCUCCCCGUGUUGCAGUUCUGGAAGGCCUUCGAUCUCGACAGCAAGCGCGUGCAGCUGGACUCGCAGGGCAGCACCAUGAAGAGCGAGAAAGAUGCGAGCGUCCGCUCCCGCAAGAAGCUGGCGGAGACUACCAAGCACUUCCGACGUCUGGCCACUGACGCCGACAAGGCGGCGGGGGCGGGGCCAUUGCUCAAGGCCUACCAGGAGGAGAUCGACCACCUCACCCGCCGAGCCAAGUUCUCGGAGAACGCCUUCUUCCAGCUCUACAAGGGCCUCUAUGCUGCUCCCGACCCUGCACCAGCAUUAGCAUUGGUGGCUUCAAGUUCCGCUACGGAUGAGCUGACGGAGGAGAACAGGAAGCUCAAGAGGGAGCUCAAGGAGUACGAGGCGGAGUUCGCGACGCUCAAGAACCAGGACAUCACCAUUCGGAACUUGGAAGAGCAGGUCGCUGCCGCUGCGAGGGAGCAGGACGACGUGGUGCACCUGCAAGUGGAGCAACGCACGAGGGAGCUGGAGGAUCAGCUGGAGAAUGCAAGACUGGAGUGGGCCCAGCAACGCCGUGACUACGAGCGACAGCUGGAGGCGUCGCGUGCGGAGCUAAGGGAGACGUUUGCCAAGAUGGAUGCGAUGCAGUCGGAUCUGUUCGCGCACAAACAGCGCUCGGGACUUGCCCGUAAUGCGCUCGACGCGGAGAUGGAAGCUAUUUCACAGGAGUCGCUGCUCUCGCAGACGCUGCAGCUGGAGAACGCCCAACUGAAGAAACAGCUUGACGAGUUGUUGAGCGCUUCGACCUCGUCCGAGAUCUUCGACGCGCGCGCGGAGAUGCAGGCAGAACAGGAUUCCGUUGUGGCGGCGCUGCGACAGGAGGUCUUCCGUCUGAAGGAGGCCCAAUCGACGGCGAGUGCAGCGGCAACCGAGGAGUCGAAGCGACUGAAGAGUGCUCUAGAGAACGUGCAGCAAGUGCAAAAGGAUAUGGAAGCGCAGCUUGCGGCGAGACCAACGAUUGAGAAGUUCCACGAGGUGACGCGCCAGCUGCGUGUGUUGCAGCAGCUAGAGUACAACAUCGUCGACGACGAUGACGAAAGGACCAAGACUUCUUCAGUAGAUGCUGCGGAGAACAGCGAAGCUGCAGGUGGUCUGGAGGCUGCUACAGUUGAAGUGGAAAAGAUUCUUGUGUCGCGUGUACGUCGUCUCGAGCAUUCGCUCCAGGAGUGUGAGCGCACGCUUCAAGCUCGGACAUCAGCGCUGCAAAACGUCCAAGGGGAACUCCACGACCGAGACGCCAAGAUUCGUGAGCAGGCAACCCUGAUCCGCAAUUUAGAGGAGAGUGUGGCUGCGCUAGAGAAAGCUCGACGAAACCGCAGCACAACUGGAGUCAUCGGUGGCGACAUUGGGUCGGAGAUCCUCAUGGACGCCAUGGAGGACCAAUUUGCGGGAACUUCAGGAUCUUCUCGCGGCAACGCGACUGCAUCAGCGACAGCAGACUCAGCGUCUUCGAACUCGACCACCUCGUCCGAUAGCAAGAUGCUGGAGAUUGUCCGUGGCCAGCGUGAUCGAUUCCGCGAGCGCAUGAAGGAGCUCCAGAGCGAGAAGAACCGCGUGGAGGAGCUCGCGCAGUCGUACAAGAGCACGGUGGCGCGUCUCGAGACGGACAACAUGCAGCUCUACCACAAGAUCCGAUACCUGCAGAGUUACGGCGGUGACGGCAAGUCCGCGGGUUCGCGCGUCAAGCCCAGUUUCUCCGCGCUGGAAGACGGAUCUGGGGGUGCGUCCGACGUCGAGGCGCGCUACCGAGGAAUGUACGAGGAGAAGAUGAACCCGUUCGUGCAGUUCAACAAGAUGGAGAACCAGCAGCGCUUCACGAACCUCAACCCGGUGGACAAGAUCCUGCUGACGAGCGCCAAGCUGCUGCUGGCUCACCGCAUCACGCGCAACAUGGCGUUCGGGUACAUGUUGCUGCUGCACUUCCUCGUGGUGGCCACUCUCUAUUCGUUCAUGCACGUCUGCGGGGUCACCAACGACUCGUAG
This is a messenger RNA of Phytophthora sojae, 2148 nucleotides long. RefSeq lists its product as hypothetical. Lineage: Eukaryota; Oomycota; Peronosporomycetes; Peronosporales; Peronosporaceae. The record is from RefSeq and is a predicted model, not a curated record. Bases 1 to 2148 code for a protein of 715 amino acids. Gene Ontology annotation, biological process: intra-Golgi vesicle-mediated transport. The transcript is spliced from 2 exons. Gene Ontology annotation, cellular component: Golgi membrane.